Messenger RNA from Betta splendens (Siamese fighting fish), 2733 nucleotides. RefSeq names its product neutral cholesterol ester hydrolase 1-like. Gene Ontology annotation, molecular function: carboxylic ester hydrolase activity. The record is from RefSeq and is a predicted model, not a curated record. Gene Ontology annotation, cellular component: membrane. The coding region runs from base 78 to 1298 and encodes 406 amino acids. The transcript has 5 exons. Lineage: Eukaryota; Metazoa; Chordata; Actinopteri; Anabantiformes; Osphronemidae.
CUUCGCUUUUGGUCGAUGCCCGGCUGAGGGUUAGACCGUGUGAGCGGUAAUCUCCAGGUAGGAUCCAGUACACAGCGAUGAGGCUCCGUGUGGCCGGAGCCGUGCUGCUGUCGGCGGCCGCCUACUACGUUUAUCUGCCGCUACCGAGCGGCGUGAGCGAACCAUGGAAGCUGAUGCUGCUGGACGCGCUGUUCCGGAGCUUCAUGCAAGCGAGCGACGUGGCUCAUGCUCUGGGCCUGUGCCAUCGCGUUCACCUGCUGAACCGGGUGGUGAACUGGAUGGAGGCGAUCGAGGCGCAGCCCUGCGCCGCCGUGCACGUGGCCGACUCCACGCUGGGGGGCGUGGCCACGCGCGUCUUCCAGCCGCAGGGCGGGAGGAGGCUCAGGCGAGGAGUCAUCUAUUUCCACGGCGGAGGCUGGGCCCUCGCCAGCGGACGGAUGCGAUCCUACGACCUGCUGUGUCGGAAGAUGUCCGAGGACCUGGACGCCGUCAUCAUGUCUGUGGAUUACCGCCUCGCUCCAGAAGCCGUGUUUCCGGAUCAGUACCAUGAUGCAUUAGCGGCAUCGCGGGCCUUCCUGUCCCCGCAGGUUCUACAGCGCUUUAACAUCGACCCGGAGAGGGUUUGUGUGUCGGGAGACAGCGCUGGAGGGAACCUGGCUGCUGCCGUGGCUCAGGAGCUCGGCUCCGACGACUCCGUCACGGUGAAGUUCAAGCUGCAGGCGUUGAUCUACCCGGUGCUGCAGGCCCUCGACUUCCACACCGCCUCGUACCAGCAGAACCAGGCCGUGCCCAUCCUCUACAGGCCCGUCAUGGUCCGUUUCUGGCUGCAGUACCUGGGCGCUGAUGGAUCCCUGGAGCCCCUCCUGCUCGCCAACAACCACAGCGCCCUGGACGAGCCGGCCAUCAGCGCCGAGACCCGUUCCAAACUGGACUGGACCACUCUGCUCCCCAGGGGGCACAGGAAGCACUUUCAGCCAGUGCUUAAAGAAAUCGGGUCGCCAGGGGUGGUGGGCCGGGUGCCGGCGCUGAUGGAUGUUAGGGCAGCGCCGCUGCUGGCGGAGCAGGGCAUUCUGGGUAGGACCCCCAAAGCCUACGUGAUGACCUGUGAGUUCGACGUGCUGAGGGACGACGGGCUGAUGUACGCCAGGCGCCUGCAGGACGCCGGCGUCACGGUGACCACAGAUCACUAUGACGACGGUUUCCAUGGCUGCAUGGUCUUCGCAUUCCUGCCCAUGAUGUCCAGUGUUGGACAGAGGAGCAUGAACGGCUACAUCCGCUGGCUGGACCAGAACCUGUAGACCUGUAGAUCCAAAGCUCAUGUUUGGUACGUCGAGGUUCUGACAAUACCGAUGAUCACACCAAGAAAUCAUUGUCUGUUUCCAUCAAACUACCAAAGAUGAUGCCGCCUCUUUCAGGCUGUGGAUUCAGUAAAAUCAGAUUCACGGGAAGUUGCUGAUCAUUUCCUAAAAUGAGGGAGACGUUUUUAAUCAGUGAGAGACUUAGAUGAAGAUGAUUUCACUCUUGGCUUCAAAAAGCGUGAAAACCCUCGAAGCCACACGUAAUCAAACCCUAAUAAAACCAUAAAACCUGGGAGAGAAGCAGACGCUGCCUGUGGGUGAACUGCCAGGACUCAGUGUGUCCUGUUCACUGUCAGAGCCUGGACUCACUGUUCUGACACACACAACAGUUCCCGAGCCUCCAGUGUGUGUGUUGGGUGAAAGUAUGCCGGAGGUCACCGCUGGUUGAGCAACGCAGGGCGUCUGAAGCCUCCCUCCCUCCGCGAGCUCCCUCCAGCACCACUGCAAUGGUGACCACAAGCGCUGACUUUUACGCCGGACAUGGGGUCCCUGAAGGGGUCGUGGUGCUCAGUAACGAGCUGAAUGACGACUGCUGCUGCUUCGUCCUCCUCCAUCCAGGUUCCUCCUUCCUCCACCACGGAGGCUCGUGAACACGUCUGACUGCUGUGAACAGAAUCAGAGGUGGUUUGAGCCAAGCAGACGCACAGGCUGGUCCUGAGGGACCCGGUGGUAACGAGUGCCUGGUCCUGUGGAGGACAGAACGAGGACGGGCCGGGGAGCUGGGUUCAGGUCCAGUUACUGCCUGAGGAAGCUCGUCCAUCUGACCACUGCCCUGGUGUGAAUGUGAAACGGACGCUGCUCAGACACAGCUGGGUUUUAUUGUGUGCCGCCAAUCUUUUUAGCUACUGUUAGGUUUUAAUGUACAAUACUUUAUACAUUUUCCAUUUUAUAUUAUGUGGACGUCCAUAAAUGCUUGAAGUCAUUUCACAGCUGGUCGUAAAUCACCUAAAUGACUCGGCAUGUGACGGUUCCGAAUGUUGUGUGUUGUGUGUCUUAACACAGAUUCAUCACUAAUAGAAACAACGGUUCCAUUCCAAAUCAAUACUAGACUCAGAUAUUAAACUUACUAUUUAAGUUAAUGUGAAUUAUUAUGUGCUGAGGUUUGGUUGAUGCUGAUACACUGUUUUAAAUGUGAGGAUAAACUGGGUCACUUGGUUUGUGUCGCAUCCUAAUCUGCUGCUGUUUUUAUGUAACAGGACUUGACUCUGAUCAAUGAUUGACGCAAAGGGAAACAUUCAAAUGCUUCAGCUGCUCUUUCUUAUUUCAGAAUUAUUUAUGGAAAUGGUUUAUAUUAAGCAACUUUUAUGCAGAGGUUUAUGAAAUAAAGUAAAUAAAGGUGAUUUUCUUUCUGGAAAUGAAUAAAUAUUAUAUUAUA